Fusarium oxysporum Fo47 is the source of this 1848-nucleotide messenger RNA. RefSeq names its product NADP-dependent oxidoreductase domain-containing protein. The transcript has 10 exons. Gene Ontology annotation, cellular component: cytoplasm. Lineage: Eukaryota; Fungi; Ascomycota; Sordariomycetes; Hypocreales; Nectriaceae. Gene Ontology annotation, molecular function: hydrolase activity. Bases 1 to 1848 code for a protein of 615 amino acids. The record is from RefSeq and is a predicted model, not a curated record.
AUGGUUAAUCUCGACCCCAUCAACGCCAAAUUUGCGGCCGCAAUCGAUGCCCUGCCUGCUCCUCAUCAGCUUGGGGGCCCAGACAAGGCAUUUGAGAGUCUGGAGGAGUUACAGCGCCAUGAACCAGCGAAUGAUAUUGUCACACAGUCAAUUGAAGUCGGGGGGAAAUAUGGCCCGACGUCUGUGACACUGUUUAGACCAAAGGCUCUGGUUCACAAGCCACUUCCAAUGAUCUUUUACACUCAUGGUGGCGGCUGGGUCAUGGGGAGAACGUUUCCGUUCCCAUUUGAGCAGAGCUAUGAAGUUCUGGAGUAUAUGAUUCGUCAUGGAAAGCAGUACAACCUUUUGGUCAAAACCAUUGCUCUGGCUGGUGAUAGUGUUGGAGGACACAUGGCCAUUGCCAUGAUGCAGAUGUCGUUGCAAAGACAACUGCCCGCCACAAUCGGUCAGAUCGUUCUCUGGGCUCCCGUCACCGUUACACACAAGAAGUAUCCCUCGUACACCACAUUCAAGGACGGGCCUUUCCUACCGGAGGCGACAAUGGAUUGGAUGAUUGAGACGUUCAUCCCGAACAAAAGCGACAGAGAAACAGCGCUGGGUUCUCCUCUAACACAUCUCCCAGACGAUGUCGUGUCAAAAUUUCCUCCAACCAUUAUCUUUCUAUCAGCGGUUGACCCCCUAGUUGACGAAGGCGUAGCCUUUGGUCAAAGAUUACAGGGCCUCGGGGUUGAUGCAUCUGUUAUAAAGGCUGAAGGACAGAUGCAUGCCUUCUGCCUUGUGAAGGCGUUGCGAAAUGGGCCUACCGCUCAAGCGGUACUAGAAUUGGCGGCUCUGAAGUUACAAAGGCACUUAAUUUACAGAUCACUGAGCCUCCUGCUAGCAUAUCGACCUAUUGUCAAGGCCUUCCUAAGUGGACGAAUCGGAAUGAAAACCCCGCCAACACCAACAAUGGUCAAGUCAAUGCGCUUCCGAGACUUGCAAGUCCCUACGCCAGGCUUUGGUGCUAUGGGCAUCAGCUUCGCACUGGGCAAUGACCUCAGUUACGAUGAGGCUGAGCCCGUGUUGCUGGAAGCAUUGGAACAGGGGUGUACAUUCUGGGAUACUGCUCUAACCAUUCGGCUCAAGGUUUCUUACGGUCCUGGAAAGAAUGAGAAGAUCCUCGGUGACUUUAUCAGAAAGCACAAGUGUCGCGAUAAACUUUUCAUUGCAUCAAAGUGCGGUAUUGCUGCUUUUGAAGACGGAUCAGUGACCAACUCGGCUGAGCAUAUCACGACAUAUAUAGAGGGAACAAUCGAAAGACUAGGGUUUACUCCAGACUUAUACUAUAUCCACCGCAUGGAUCCGAGUCAGCAACCCUCCCCGAGAAUCGACGCCGUCCAGGCAGAAUAUUCCGCUUUCGAAACGAUUCACGAGACCGACGGUCUGAUCGACACAGCCCGUGAGCUCGACAUCGAAUUUAUAGCCUAUGGCCCCCUCGGCCACGGAUGGCUCGUAGAGAACUUCCCCUACCAAACGCCCGAAGACUUUGCCCCCGAAGAUUACAGACGCCAGAUUCCUAAAUGGCAAGGCGAGAACUUUUAUGCCAACAAGAGAAUCGCCGAUGGUUUCCGCGAGCUCGCCAAGCGUAAGAAGUGUACAUUGCCCCAGGUUGCUCUUGCGUGGGUCGCAGCGCAGGGCAUGAUUUCAAUCCCGGGCACGACGAAGCCGGAGCGUUUGGUAGAGAACUUUGCGUCGAGGGAUAUACAGCUUACGGAGGAGGAGAUCAGGGAUAUGAGGAAGUUGGUUGAUGCUUUGAAACCGCAGGGGGAUAGGUAUAAUGAGGUCGCCAUGAGGAACAUUGGUAAAUAA